Molecule: messenger RNA, 2734 nt
Organism: Ochlerotatus camptorhynchus
Lineage: Eukaryota; Metazoa; Arthropoda; Insecta; Diptera; Culicidae
Product: endoplasmic reticulum metallopeptidase 1-like
Exons: 5
Coding region: 35-2665 (876 amino acids)
Biological process (GO): proteolysis
Molecular function (GO): metalloexopeptidase activity
Source: RefSeq, a predicted model, not a curated record
GUAAUCAACAGCCGAGAACGGACUGGCAAAUAAAAUGUUCAAAUCUUAUCGGGAUAAGCUGCGGCUCAAAGACGGUGAUGCCGCGGAGCUUGACGUAAACUAUGGACAAACGAUAUCCGUGGUGUGGUCAUUUAUCUUGACGGCAACCGUUGUUGGAAUCUACUUUCUGGUCUACCUGAAUUGGGUAUCGCUACCGACGGGCCUGACGACUACCGACGAGGCGAGUAAUCCGGGACGAUUCAUCGCUCAAGUGGCCAAGGAGAACCUAGCGAUUUUGACCAGUCAGGGACCUCGAGUGGGAGGCAGUCCCAACAAUGAGAUAUUCACCGUUGACUUCCUGCAAUCGACGGUCGAGCACAUUGCAUCGAGGGCCAAUUCGGUGCAUCACUUCGAGAUCCUAGUUCAAAAGCAAGACGGGGACUCGUUCUUCAACUACUCUACCUACCCGAUGACAAGCGUCUUCCAGGGUAUUCAGAAUGUGCUGGUCAAGGUUACUCCGGCCGGAGCCCCAGAACCGGAAAACUAUCUGAUGUUGAGUUCUCACUUCGACAGCGUUCCGCAGAGUCCGGGCGCUGGGGAUGACGGCACGAUGACGGUGGUAAUGCUGGAGAUCUUGCGGCAGCUGUCGUUGGAUAGCAACGCCUAUCGGCAUGGAAUAGUGUUUGUGUUCAACGGGUUCGAAGAGAACGCCCUGCAAGGGGCUGCUGCCUUCAUUCUGCACCCGUGGUGGGAUCGGGUCCGGGCGUUCAUCAAUAUGGAUGUGGCGGCCAAUGGCGGACGGGAGAUUAUGUUCCAGGCGGGACCGGAUUUCUCCUUUUUUAUGGAGUAUUACAGAGACCACGUUCCCAAUCCGUUCUGCACGGCCGCUGCCGAGGAGCUCUUCCAGGCGGAUCUGGUUCCGUCGGAAACGGACUUUUACGUGUACACCAACUUCGGAGGCCGGCCGGGGAUGGAUUUUGCCCACGCAACCUGGGGUUAUCUGUACCACACGGGUUACGACGCACUGGACACGAUUCCACUGGAAACGCUCCAGCAUACUGGGGACAACGUCCUGGCAUUGGUCCGGGGUCUGGCCAACGCUCCGGAGCUAGACGACAUCGACAACUACGAGGGUAACAAGGCAGUAUUCUUCGACUUUUUGAACUGGUUCCUGGUGUUCUAUCCGGCUUGGGCCGGUAUAGUGAUUAACUCGGUAAUGGCCGCUUUGGGAUUGGGGCUGAUCUUCGGAUCGUUUGCCAUCAUGGCCCAGGACGCUGGAGUCAGCUACGGCAGGGUGGUUGCACAGUUUUUCAUCAACUUUGGAGUUCAACUGCUGUCGAUUGCCGUAGGUGCUGGGUUCACCAUUCUGAUGGCGGUGAUCUUGAAUGCGGCUGGUGGUUCCAUGUCCUGGUUCACCGAAUCCUGGUUGAUCUUUGGACUGUACAUGUGUCCGUUCCUGAUAUGCACGGUGCUCGGUCCGGUUCUGUUGAUUCGAUUCUACAAAAUUGAUGAUGUUCUACUUCAAACUCGAAUCAACCUUUUCAUGUUUGCCCAGCAAUUGAUCUUUAUCGUCAUACUGGUCGUAAUGACGGCCAUGAGCAUCCGGUCAGCCUACAUUUUCGUGAUUGUGGUGAUCUUUUUCAACGUGUCCACGAUCGUCAACAUGAUCGUUCGGUUCCGUAACUUUCACUGGAUCUACAUUCAUCUGAUCGGGCAGAUCUUGCCGAUCGCAUACUACAGCAGCUUCUCGUUGACCACGUUCAGUACAUUCAUCCCGAUGCAGAACCGCGGAAACGCCGAGUCCAAUCCAGAAUUUCUGAUCGCAUUAUUCGCGGUUGUGGUGAUCCUAAUGAUGAGCAGUUUCCUCACGCCACUGAUCUCGAUGAUGCGAAGACCGUUCUUCUACUUUGGCGCUAUCGUCAUCUUCUGGAUCAUUACGAUCAUCGUCUCCGUAACGUCGGUUGGCUUCCCGUACCGUGCCGAAACGUCUCCGCAACGAUACUACGUUUUCCACAUCGAGCGCAACUUCUACGAACCGAACGGAACGAUGCGCCACUCGGAUACCCAUUUCUACAUCCACCCGCAGGACGUGCACACACCCGACUACAUCAUGGACGUCGUUCCGGAGAUGCAACGUGCCACCCAGCUGGGAGACGAGUGCGAUCGGGAGCUGUACUGUGGCAUUCCCUUCUACCAGAACACAUUCCACGCACGGCGAAACGUAGCCUGGUGGUUGCCCGCCAACACGAGGCCCACUUUCCCAACGCCCAUCAAGUUCGAGUUCCUAGGUCGUCAAAGCGCUUCACCGAGCACUACCCGGUACGACUUCUCCGUCGAGGGUCCGGACCAUAUGAGCUUCUACGUAUCACCGAUUCAACCGAACAAGCUGGUCCAGUGGAGUUUUAGCAAGGAGCUUCCUCGCAGCGGCUAUCCAUGGAAUGGUCAGGAUGUGCACUUCGUCAACUACGUCCACGGAAUCGAUGAUGCGCCGUACCGGUUCUGGGUACUGAUCGAGCAUGCGGUGGAUAAACCCGUGGACGAGCUUACAUUCCACCUGAACGUCGUCGGUCAGUAUAUGCACCACGAGGAAUACCGAACGGCCGAGUUCCAGCAGUUUGUCAACAACUUUCCCGAUUUUGCGCACGUAGUGGCCUAUCCCAGCUACCUGGAAAGCUGGCUGUUUUGAGAGAUAAGACGCUCGAUAUCGACAUAUUUUUUUUUCGUGAGCAACUAAUGAAGAAUUUGCCCGAGAAGC